GCUGUGCCCCGCGCUGCCGGGGGGCGUGCUGCCGGGCGGUUAUUUAUUCGCCCGCCCCGGCGGAGGCGGCCCCAGGCCCGGGGUGCAGGGCUCGGGUGUCCCCCGCCAGGCGCUCCGGCAGCCUCUCCUGGACCCCCCCGGGCCGGGCUCUGCUCCCCGCCGCGGCUGCAGGGGCUUCUCUCCUCCUGCCCGCGGCUCCGGCGCUUUGCGCGUUCCCGGGCACCGCUCUGUUCUUCAGAGAACAGCUGCAAGAACUCUGAUCAAUGCCCUCAGAACAUGUCUAAUUGGACAAGUCUGUGGUAUGUCUGGUUAAUCUUGCUGACAGUGUUCCUGCUCCUGCUCUCUGGGAUCACAGCGAGCUGCAUCCAGUUCUGCUGCCGGAAGAAGAGGCUUCCAGCCGAGCCCUUCCCUUGCCACCCUUACGACCUGGCAGGCAGUGCCGUUGACAGCGACAGCACUGCCCACAGCACAGUGACCUCAUAUAGCUCACUGCAGUACCCUCUACGUGCCCCUAUUCCUUUGAUAUUUAUGGAUGUGGGUAAGAACACUGUGUCCCCUCCAGCUUACAGUCUCUAUGCAAUGGAGUUGCCACCUUCUUAUGAUGAAGCUGUCCAAAUGGGUAAACAACGCGCUGAAGUAGGACAGAUAAGCCAGAAACUCAAUGACAUCCCUGGAGAAGUGACGUCAGGUGGGCUGAAUCCCAUCCCAUAUUCACCUGAUACAAUCAACAGAAAUCCAGCAACAAAGGCAAAUUCAGAAAAUUCAGAAGAUGCAACAAAAGAACAGCCACAGCUCUGACUCAUUUCAGGAGGGGAGUAAAGGAAGGGAAGGACUGUAAGAGUUAAAGAAGACAUGAAGAGUUUGGUUUUGUAAGCAGGUUACGAUGGGAGGGUGUUUCCUCUCAUGCCCUUGUAGUGAUCGGUCAGUUAGAAGAAAUUUUUUCUGUGACUGCUGUAAACUCCUGGUAAAACUUCUUCAAGGCCAUGAAGUAAAAGGGCAGCAGUUUAUAAAUGCCUGUAAAAGUGGAACAUGAAUUCUUGUUCAUCUUCUGAUUAAAAAAAGAUAUUCCUUGUGUCCGGCAUAUGGCAAUAAAAAACGUCAGGGGAAUUUUGCCUUCUUGGGAACACAGAUGAAGAGUCAGAACAGUACAAACAGCAAGUUGUUCUGGAACAGAAGCUUCCCAAACUGGAGUUGAAAGGGGAAUCCUAGCAAGUCACACUGAACAGCCUCUGUAGUUUCUCUUCUUUUGAGAACGUUAACUGUCCAGAAGGUUCUGGAGUGCUACAUAAUGGCACAGGCUCCUUGAACUGCAGGAAGAUGGCACACAAGGACAGGAAAGUGUGGGGAGGGAAAUGCGUUAUGUUAUGUUUCACAGUGAGACAAGGUUUUUUCCUUGGUUAUGAGACCUGAAGGGAUUGCUCUUCAUUUUUAAAAAAUCUUUAAACUUCUAUUUUCAAGAUGAGUUGGCUUGUAGGUGGGAUCUUUUUACUACUUAUUUUUGCCAGUUAAAGUACAAAUUAGUCUCAAAGAGACACUUGCACACAUGAUUAAGCAUUACUAAUGUAUUUCAAAUAUUCAUCAAGCUUUCAAAGAUGCCCAUAACCUUUAUCUGCUCAGGUGUCAGGGUCUCAGUCAGUACAGACAAGAAAAAAAAAUCAAAGAUUCCUGGCAGCUUUCACCAGUUUAGUACAUAGAUGAGCUCAGUAAUGUGCAGGAUGGUACAAAGCGUGCUCUAGCUGUGCCACGUAGAAUAAGUUACAAAUCCAAAAUACCAUAGUACAGGCUGGGCAAUAGUCCAAAGAAAUUACUCUUCAGGGAUGAUUCUUCGUGAAGUACUGAUAGCAAGGAUAACUGCUAUGCCCCAUUUAAAAACUGGGAGCUCGGAGUUGAUCACAGUGGUCUCAGCCCAGACAAAAAUAUGGGCUAUGAGAGGCCUUUUUUAAAACGACAGCUCUUUCCCUUUCUUGCCCCUCCCACAUUCCAAAUAGUAUGAAUUCUGUCCACUCCUGAGUAGUGAUUUUCUUUGAAUCCCCUUUAGCAAGGUGCUGAUUUGGCUGCCUUUAAGAACAUGAGCAAUCUACAGGAUGGGAUUAUCUACGGGGUAAGAGCAGGAAAGGAAGCACAAGCACUAGUGCUAUUAAUGAAUGUAGUGUGGAGCACUAGGUCAGAGCUAAUGUUGACUGACCUACUAACAAGAAUAUGACUGAUAGUCUUCAUUUUUGCUGAAGUUGCUUUGGUAGCUGUGAGGAGAUGCUACCUUCUGCAGAUAUUUAGGUGUCGGUCGUUAAUAAGCAGUGGAAGCGGUGGGCACAAAAUCUUGCACAACUUUUAGAGGACUAUUCUCUGACAGCCCUUACUGCAAGAACUACCCUGGAAAUGAGCACUAAAAUUUAAAAAUUAAGAUCUCCCUGCCAGCCAGCAGGACUGAGACUGGAAUCUCUGCUACACAUUCAUGGUGUGUGAGCUGUUCAUGGGUCCGGCUCCCUAGAGAAGUGUUAGUUCUAUAUUGAACUUGCUUAUAGCUUACUGUAAGGGUUGCAAGGUUUAACAAAAUUGGUUUAACAAAUCUGCUUCUCCUCUGUCUCUUCUCUGUCAUUCUUAAUUAUACUUCUGUUUUAUUCUCUCUGCUGACUUCUUUUUUCGUGACAAGAUGGUGACUAGGCAUAAGCCAGUGUAACUGGAUGUCUCUAGCUGGAAGAGCAAUACGUGCCCAGGCCUGGGUGUCUCCAAGUCACAAAUACAGCAGGUGUGUUUUCAUUUCUUGAACUUUUCCAUCAGGCUAGUACUCAGAAACAGAUCCUAUGCCUUUCCAAAGAAGAAAUAUCAGUUGGAGGGAAAUGGCUGAGUGCUCACUCACUGAUAAAAACAGGAAUACAAAACCAGGCAAAAUGAAAAAAAAUAGUGACUGACACAAGAGGGCAGUCCUUCACUUUUCAGUGUCUUGCAUUGUAUCACCACCGGGAACAGCUCUGUAAGAGACCAGCUCCUGCUGUUGCAGAGAGGGAGGGCGCUCUAAGGCUCAGUUUUGCUCCGUUCUCCAGAAAUAACUCUGCAAUGCAAGGACUGAGCUUGCUCGAGGAGGAUGGGGGAAUAAUUACAACCGUUUGACUUCCCUCCCCUUCGUGCUUUUGCUAGCACAACGCUUCUGUCUUGUGAGCUGUCAGCAGUCCCUGACACAUACUCUACCAGCGCGGGGAGGUGUUUCCAUUCGGGCAUGGGGACGAGGUUUCUAACUCUAAGACCCCGGUCAGAACCCUAAAUGCCCGUGGAGAGUUUACAAGUCAGAUCCGACUCCGUUACCACCUGGAUUAACAGAAAAGAGGGGCACCUCUGUUGCAGUCUAGCCGGGUUAGUGUUGCCCUGCAGUAAUCUGUCACUCAUGUCUUGAUUUGCAUUUGUCCACAAGUCAUUACCCAGACUGAAAGAAAACAACUGGAC
Messenger RNA from Athene cunicularia (burrowing owl), 3438 nucleotides. RefSeq names its product transmembrane protein 52 (gene TMEM52). The transcript has 4 exons. The record is from RefSeq and is a predicted model, not a curated record. Lineage: Eukaryota; Metazoa; Chordata; Aves; Strigiformes; Strigidae. The coding region runs from base 277 to 798 and encodes 173 amino acids.